Messenger RNA from Austrofundulus limnaeus, 1824 nucleotides. It is a transcript of the gene nup35, whose product is annotated as nucleoporin 35. Gene Ontology annotation, biological process: NLS-bearing protein import into nucleus; nuclear pore organization. The record is from RefSeq and is a predicted model, not a curated record. NCBI's taxonomy places the organism in Eukaryota, Metazoa, Chordata, Actinopteri, Cyprinodontiformes, Rivulidae. Gene Ontology annotation, cellular component: nuclear pore nuclear basket; nuclear membrane; nuclear pore central transport channel. The transcript has 8 exons. The coding region runs from base 256 to 1098 and encodes 280 amino acids. Gene Ontology annotation, molecular function: structural constituent of nuclear pore; phospholipid binding; nucleic acid binding.
UCACGUUAAAGCGCCGGAAGUGCUUCAGCGUUCAAUGAGCUCCAUCAGCACAUCUGAGCUGCAGUCAGAGGAAAAUACCUGUGUAACACACCUGAAUUUAACCUGUGAUUAUUUAGACAAACACACAAAUGUACACAACAACUGUAGGACGUAAAAAGAGAAGAAAGUCAGUUUUUUAGUCGUGUUUUCUGGCUGUUAGCCUGUUUUUACUGUCGUCACUUCCUGCUUUUAAAUAUCGCGGCUACAGAAGGACAGAUGGAGAUACAAGGAGCUACUGAACCGAUGACUCUGGGCUCUCCCACCUCUCCUAAACCAACAUCUGGAGCUCAGUUUCUGCCUGGGUUCCUUAUGGGUGACCUGCCUGCUCCUGCCACCCCACAGCCCCGCCCCUUCAGCCUGGCCACACCCACUGCAGAGAGCACAAGUGCAAGUCGAGGAGGAGGUUCUGCCCUGAAGCCCWUCGUUCCCACGCCUAAAGAUAAGAGUGGAGCUCCUCCUGUUAGGAGCAUCUACGAUGACCUGGUCUCAGUGGGGACCCCCCUCAGUGCUCACAGACAGUCGUUUCCUGUGAUGCAGUCUCCUGUUUCUGUACGACUGGCCUCAUCUCCAGGACCAGGUGUGCAGCAGGUGUGUCUGUCUCCGGCUCAGAUUGAUCCUUUCUACAGUCAGGGAGAGUCUCUGUCCUCUGAGGACCAGCUGGAUCAGACCUGGGUCACUGUGUUUGGGUAUCCUGUCAGAACUGAUGGACCUGUUCUUGUACAGAUGGCGUGUCCUGGGAACUGGAUGCACCUGCAGUACCAGUCCAAACUGCAGGCGAGGAAAGCCCUGUCCAAAGAUGGCAAAGUGUUUGGUGACUGCAUCAUGGUGGGAGUUAAACCCUGUAUAGACAAGAGUGUGAUGAGCAGCUGUGAGGCCGUGUCUCCUCCUCCUCUGUCCUCCUCCUCUGUCCUCCCCUCUCCUUGCUCUGCCAUCAGGCCGCUCAGCACCUCCACCUACAGGAGCUCCAGCAGUGAAUAUGAGGUGGUGGCAGACACACACACGCCCAGGAAGGACAACAGCUUGGUGUCUAAAGCCAUGGAGUACAUGUUUGGUUGGUGAGCCCACAGCUGAACCCUGCAGUGUCUGAGAACAGAGGACCUGCUGUCUGCUUUUACAACCAGUGUUUUUAUUCUUUGUCUCUGAAUAAAGUUGGUCUUUUCUUUAAUUACCUGUUCCAUGUUGUUUCCUCAGCAGCACACAGUGUUUCUGUUCUCACAUGCARUAAUGUAAUACUGACAUACUGUAUUUUCACUUCCUCCCAUUUCAACACAAACUCUUUAAUCUGACAGAUUUUUAACCUGAAAACCAUGUUUGUUUUUAUCACAGUUUAGAUAUUUAAUGAGCUGCUGACUGAUAUGAAGUUAGUUUGUUUCUGGUUUCUGAUGAACAGCCCUGACCUGCUGGACUGCUCCAGGCUGCUGAGCUCUGCUCCUUUGUCUUCUGGAAGCUGAGUUCAGUUUGAACUGGUUUUUAAGACCAGAACCACCAACCAUCUGGUUCCAUGAGGAGGUGACCUUUCAGCACAUUACUCAUGGAGGUCGGUGUUUUCACAACAAAAACAACAGAACUUGGUCCAAAUCAAAACUACCCCAGGAAAACUGUUUUCUGUUUAAACCAGUAAAUACAUUAUUUUAUACAGGAAAUAUUUUUGUGUCUUUAUAAAACAACCAAACCUAACUUUUUUCAAAUUUAAUCCAAAGAUUUUAAUGUUCUAAGAUUUUAAUCUUGUAAAUGACUUUUUUUUCUUUUUCAUUUUUGUAACGGUCAAUAAAGAUUAUAAUUGUA